Caenorhabditis elegans is the source of this 1067-nucleotide messenger RNA. It is a transcript of the gene fbxa-4, whose product is annotated as F-box domain-containing protein. The coding region runs from base 84 to 974 and encodes 296 amino acids. The transcript has 3 exons. NCBI's taxonomy places the organism in Eukaryota, Metazoa, Nematoda, Chromadorea, Rhabditida, Rhabditidae. The record is from RefSeq and is marked reviewed.
AUAACUUUUCUCCAUAUUACUAUAAAAAAAGAGGUUAAUUUUAUGUAUAAAUUCAGAUGAACGUUGAAGAAUUGUUUUCGGAAAUGCAAAUUGUAGCUCCAACUUUGCUCAAUUUGCCUUUGCAAGUCGCUGAACAAGUUUUGGAAAAACUUGGGGUUACGGAUCUACUAGCUUCCCGAAAAGUGUGCCGAGGCUUGAGAUCAGCUGUGGAUAAGCUGGGACUUCCAUUAAAUUCCAUCAGAUUUCAAAACUGGAAAGAUGAGGUUCGAAUGCACUUGAACGGAAUUGAAGAGAUCAAGUAUACUCCUGAAAAGCCCGUUGACACAAUUGUAGCCUACAAUGGACUAGAGAAGGCUAUCCCAGGAGAAAAUUUUACGAGAAUAGCCUUCAAAGAUUUGGAGGGCUUAUUGAAGCAUGCAAUAACCGAACUAUCGCUUUAUAAUAAUCGUGACAUACUAGAAAAUUCCUUUUUUGAAGAAGCCUUGAGAACCAACAAGCCAGUUCACAUUAAAAGCUUACGGCUUUAUGAUUUUUCAAUCAACGGAAUUUUUAAACUACUCCAGUACUUUGACGACCAAGUGCUUGAAGAUCUCGAAAUAUUCUUUGUGGAAUCAAACAAUGGAUUUGAGAAAAUCAGAAGCUUGGACCAAUGGAAAAAUGCAAAAAGCUUCACAUUCUGGGGCUGUGCAUUUGACAUUAAAGAGAUUGAGCACCUGUUUCACUUUGAGAAAAUUCUUAUUACAGCGAACAAGUUUACAGUACGGGAUGCAGUUAAGAUCAGAGAUGAUCUUCUGAAGAGAAGUACAUUUCGAGAAUGCAGUAUCUACUUCGAAGGGUAUAAUUCAAACCCAAUAAAAAUUGCAAAAGUUUUCCAGCCAGACUUCACUGAAGGCGACAAUUUAUGGUCACAUGGUAGCAAUAAGUUCAAACUUCAUUUUGCAGUUCAUAUGUUUUCUUGUUGCAUUGUAAAUUGAAAUUGUUGAAUAAAUAGGGGUUUGUUGGAAAAAUGUAGUCAGAACUUGGAAUUCUCAUUUUGUGAACGGCGUGUUAACAAUAAAAAAACACUU